Fraxinus pennsylvanica is the source of this 327-nucleotide messenger RNA. The record is from the annotation of a GenBank genome assembly. Lineage: Eukaryota; Viridiplantae; Streptophyta; Magnoliopsida; Lamiales; Oleaceae.
AUGCCAAGUUCAUUCUGUUGGAUAAAGCCUGGUAACAUUGGAAGGGAAAAACUAGACAUGUUUGCACCGGUGGCAGACGAGACUGCAGCAGUGCACGAGUGUGAUGCAUUUGAGCCUGGCCAAUUUAUUCUUUUAGCCAAUGGCAUACUCUCAUACAAUUGGAACAAUCUUAUUUCGAGGGAAGGCAGAGAAAAAUUGGUGGAGAGUGUAGAUGGUGAGAAAGAGGGGAAAGUUCAUCCUUCACUUCGCCAUCUCUCUUGUGAUGCCAAACAGAACCUAAAGCCACUUGAAGAAAAUUUUGCGACUUCUCAUUGCAGCUUAGUAUGA